ACCGUGUGUUCCCCCCCCCCCCCCAGCUGAUCCAUCUCGACAAAAGAUCAUGAGCAAAGACUCGCAGAUGAGGGCUGCAAUAAACCAAAAGCUGAUCGAGAUGGGGGAGCGGGAGCGGUUGAAAGAAUUGCUCAGGGCGAAGCUGGUGGAGUGUGGCUGGAAGGAUCAGCUGAAAGCACACUGCAAAGAUGUGAUCAAAGAAAAGGGUCUGGAGCAUGUCACAGUGGAGGAUCUGGUCACAGAAGUCACACCCAAAGGCAGAGCACUCGUACCCGACAGUGUGAAGAAAGAGCUCCUGCAGAGAAUCAGAGCUUUUCUAGCUCAACAUGCCACUUUGUGAAAGAGGCGACUCACCGUCUAUAGACUUUUUUUUACUCAUUGUAGAUCCGUAAAUUGAAAUCCUAAACUGAUGUUUGUUCUCAUUGUGAGCAAUGCUGAAGUGUUAUUCUUUUUUUUCUUUCGUAUUGUGUUUUCAUAUUGAUUUUAGUUUGUAAUGCUGCAGUUUUGGAAAAUAAAUAAAGUUGUGCCUAUUUUGGUCA
Molecule: messenger RNA, 539 nt
Organism: Labrus bergylta (ballan wrasse)
Lineage: Eukaryota; Metazoa; Chordata; Actinopteri; Labriformes; Labridae
Product: transcription and mRNA export factor ENY2-2
Biological process (GO): positive regulation of DNA-templated transcription; regulation of transcription by RNA polymerase II; poly(A)+ mRNA export from nucleus
Cellular component (GO): DUBm complex; nuclear pore; SAGA complex
Molecular function (GO): chromatin binding; transcription coactivator activity
Source: RefSeq, a predicted model, not a curated record